AUGGGAUUUCCAAGGCAGUGGUGCUCGUGGGUCCAAGGGGUGCUAGCCUCGGCUAGAUCUUCUGUUUUAGUUAACGGGGCCCCUACUUUUGAAUUUCAAUAUCAUAAAGGAAGACGUCAAGGUGACCCUCUCUCCCCUUUUCUAUUUUUGAUUGUUAUGGAAAAUCUCUCUUGUAUGUUGGAUGCAGCCAAGGAAGCGGGAGCGGUGCACGAUAUUCAAACUCCUAAUGGUGGUCCAAAUAUCUCGCAUUUAUUAUAUGCGGACGAUGCCAUUAUCUUGGAGAGGUGGAAUAAAGAGGACAUCGUUAAUGUUGUGAGAAUUCUUCUGAUAUUCCAUCUGGGUUCGGGGCAAAAAAUAAAUCUUGCUAAACCUAAUAUGUAUGGAAUUGGAGUGGAAGCUUCAUAA
This is a messenger RNA of Helianthus annuus (common sunflower), 405 nucleotides long. RefSeq lists its product as uncharacterized. The transcript has a single exon. The coding region runs from base 1 to 405 and encodes 134 amino acids. The record is from RefSeq and is a predicted model, not a curated record. Lineage: Eukaryota; Viridiplantae; Streptophyta; Magnoliopsida; Asterales; Asteraceae.